CGUCGGGGCCAAUCAGGAAGGUGAAGAGCUGGCAGUCACCUCCGUCACUUCCCCCAGGAGAAAAACAGCUUCACUGUAAAGUAUAAACAGCGAACAAUAUCUACUCAAUGUUCCUACAAAAGAGGUGGCUGUUCGCGUUUUCCUCUUCUAGUAAUGCGAAAGAGGAAUAAUUCCCUGAUAGUAGAACAUGACACGACCGUCACGACCCUGCAAAAGGACUCGGUACAAUCUACACCAAGCUUGAAGCAUAGCCACAAAGCAGCAAAUAGUAAAGGAAGAGAUAACGACCUCGACAUAGACGCAAAGACGGGAAUGCGAACUGGUCAUAGGAGGCAUUCUUGGUUGUACAGAAUCAAGAAGCUAGCAGUGUGGUUGUUAGCUGUGUACAUAUGCAUUCCUUUCAUAGUAAAACUAUGUCCAGCUAUUCAAGCCAAGCUGGUCUUCUUAAAUUUUGUGCGACUACCAUAUUUCAUUGACUUGAAGAAGCCACAGGACCAAGGGUUGAACCACACAUGGAAUUUUUAUCUUGAACCUGAAGAGACAAUUACUAUUGGUGCUUGGCACACAGUACCUGCCAGUCUAUGGAAGGAAGCUCAGGGAAAGGACCAAAUGUGGUAUGAAGGAACCUUGGCAUUAGGCCAUCCUAUCAUUCUUUACUUCCAUGGUAAUGCAGGCACCAGAGGUGGGGAUCACAGGGUUCAGCUAUAUAAGGUCCUGAGCUCUCAAGGCUACCAUGUAGUUGCAUUCGAUUAUAGGGGAUGGGGAGACUCUGAAGGGACCCCCUCAGAGAGGGGAAUGACCGUAGAUGCUGUCUACACUUACAACUGGUUGAAAGCAAGGAGUGGUAAGAGUUCAGUCUACAUCUGGGGCCAUUCACUAGGCACUGGAGUUGCUACAAAUGUUGCACGUCAUCUGUGUGUGAAAGACACCCCUCCAGAUGCCCUAAUUCUAGAAUCUCCUUUCACUAACAUUCGGGAGGAAGCCAAAAGCCAUCCUUUUUCACUGAUCUAUAGAUACCUACCUGGCUUUGACUGGUUCUUCCUAGAUCCAAUCACUGAGAGUGGCAUUAUAUUCCCAAGUGAUGAGAAUGUGCAGCAUAUCACCUGUCCAUUGCUGAUUCUUCAUGCUGAAGAUGAUGCUGUCAUCCCCUUUCACCUGGGAAGAAAGCUUUAUGACAUUGCAUCUUCUAAGGGCAAUAGGAAAGUGCAGUUUGUUCCCUUCCACAAAGACCUUGGUUACAGGCACAAGUAUAUAUACAAGAGCCCACAGCUUCCUCACAUAUUAAGGAAGUUCUUAAGUGACCCAAAUACGCGUCAGUAGUGAAGUGGACCACAGAGAUUAGUUGCAACUUUGGAGCGCCUGAAGACUUCAAUUUGUGUCACUCAAAACUUGCAUGACUUCUAUUGAUUUGCAUUCCACAAAACUCAUUCAUCUGAACAUGAAACAAAAAUGAUGCUGUUUGGGUUCUUUUUUUCCGCAGAUGAGGGAGCUCAGUGGACAGCACAGCCAAAGGAUGAAAUGAAAGAAUUAUUACUUGAGAAUUUGAUUCUUGUUAUAAAAAAAUGAAGGCAUACAAUUUUUCAUGACCACAAUGAUGAAUUUCCUAGAAUGAAAUAUAGUUAAUUUUUAAAGUGCAAAAAUAAAUGAUGGAUAAUCAGAGUAAUUUCAAAAUAUGAUUCUGAAUCAGCGCACGCCAUUUCUUGUUUCUGGAUCAUGGGUAAUUAUUCCAAAAGUAGUACUUUUGCUUUUUGAGAGUUCCAACCUGUUCAUUUUUUUUUAAACCCAAUAGUGUUGCAUGUACAAAGGACAUGCCUUUUCAGUUUUAUUCUGCUGGUAGAAGAUUUUAAGAUGAAAUGCUGCUCAUAAAAUAUAAUAACUUCCCUACACUUGGUGCAAGGAUUUUUGAAGGUUCAUACCUUUAGCUCAGAUGAGUCUGUUGCAGUAUACUAAUAUCAAAGUAUUCAAGUAGACUAUGCCCACUGUAUCCAAUGACAUUGUCGAGAAUAUUAGACGAGUAGGUUAUUUUACUUCCUGUUCUAUGCCAGAGUCUGCCUGUUGGUAUUUUGCCCUUCAAUUAAAAUGGGGGUUGGUGGGGAUGGUAAAUGUAUAUAUUCAUUGAAGGUUGUUUAUUUGCUAGACUCCGUAGUCUUAUGCGAAGUAACUGAACGUUCUCCUCCCAGUUUUUAGUGAGUCUGAGCCCUACAACACAAAAGUGACAACUUUGCUGAAGGCAGCAUAACGAUGUCUGGUGUGAGGAUUGGAAAACAGACAUCCCUUGGUAGUCUGUUUUGAUUGGAGUACCUUGUGUUAUACAGCUGACUGUGCUGUACUUGACCUAGAGGACCUUGAUACUGACAUUGGUAAUAGCAUUGAUCAAACUCCAAUUUCCCAUCAUUUUGAUGAGUGCAAAAUUCCACCCAGGUUUUCUUAAUUUCCAAGGUAACUACUCAAAAUUGAAUCAAAUGGUGAUCUAUCUUUGUGUCAGUUCUACCACUAAGGACUUGUCUUAAUGAAUUCAGGCAACUUAAGAAGUUUGUGCAAAUUUCCUUUGUGACACAUGCUUUGUAAACAAAUAUUGGGUUUUGGUGUGGUCACCAAAGGAAUUGCAACUAACAACUGCUUAUUACUUAUGAUCUGUUGUCACAGUGUCACUUAUGCACUGCUAGUACACUGGGCAACUGUACAACUGGAACAAUACUUGUGUGGAAUAUAUAUUAAAUUAUUGGUUGACUUCUGAGAUAUGAUUAUAACAUACUCCUUUUGUUGAAAUAACAUCAGUUGCUGUAAAAUGUGUACUAAACAAAACAUACACCAAUGUAAAUAAUAUAGCAUUUAUUAAAAGCAAAAUUCUUAUCAACAUAUUGCAUUGUUCCAGUGAAGAUUAGAAAUGGCUGCCUAGUUGCAGUCAGUAACAGAAAGCAGCCUUCUUGAAUAGGUACGUAGUACAGAUUAUUUAUUAAAAUAUUUAUGAAAUUCUGAACCACAUUUUGAAUGCAUCCCGAGCUCAGAAGAAAAUUAAACCUCACAAAUGCUAAUAAGCUGAACCACAAACGGAAAUUUUGGGGAAAAUGCAGCAAAUGUGUAAUCUUAAAGGAAAAGAUGACAAGUUAUGUUUAAGGAGGCUUUUGUUUCUGGUGAAACAAGAAUUGAUUUUUGCUUUUUGGGUUUGUCCAUUUCUUAAAUUGUUUGUGAAAAUGACAUCCAUCUGUAAAGAGGUAUUCUUCCUCUUUGGGGCCAAGAUAAGAUGCCUCCGUUAGCAGGGCCAAACAUCUUGGUUCAUGAAGCGCCUUCAACUAGGAUAAAAUUACGUAGACUUUUACAGCACAGGUCCAAUGGAUCUGUACUAGUUUUACACUCCAAAUGAGCCUCAUUCCUCCUUACUUCACCUCACCUUAUCAACAUAUCCUAUUCCUUCCCCUCAUGAACGUAAAUGGCUUCUGUUUGAUUGUCUUAAGCCACCAAUCAAAAGUGUAUAAGCCAGAAAACAGAAUCUUGUGAAAGAAUUCUCUCCGACUUAUUCAUGUUUUGUUUUUGUUGAUUCCAGCAGCAACAACUCUAGAAAAUCAGGCUUUGAGUCAUAGUUUUACUGACCUGUCAUGAUAAAUGAUCAUUUAUUUUUAAGUAAGUACUACUAAUUAGAGUUGCUUCAGAUUAUUUCAUGGUUUAACUUGCAGUAAGGAUUUGAAUUGCAUUGAAUAGUACAUGUGUGCGCCCACAGACUUUUGACAUCUGCACUGAUAUUCACUGGAGUUCCACAUGUAUGAAUUAAAAUCUAAAUGUUCAAUUUUAAACUCCCCAAUCUUGUUUUACAAAAGGGAGUAUCUCUGUAACUGUUCUGCACUAGUUCAGAUGAUUGAUCACAAAUUAAACAUUUGAGUUUCAUUCAUGAUGUAGUGUACUAAAUUCCCACAUUCUGUUAAUCAUUCUCCGAUAUCUGGUCUGUGUUUAGGGGAAACAGAUUUAUUAAGUUAGGCAAUUGACUGUGCCAUUGGUUGAAGUAUAACAAUUAAGCAACCCAUCCAUUUACCUGAAUAUAGUAUAUUAAUAUUGUUUACUGUGGCUAUUUAGCUUUUUUAAAUGAAGCACAUUCCACCUUCGCAUAUCUGUUAAGAGAUUUUAACAUUCUUUUGAACAGCAGAGAUUUGAUAAUUGCCAGUUAUUCAUUCAGGAAUUGGAAUGCUCUGAUCAGCUCUAAAGAAAAAAUGCACAAUCAUAGCUGCUCAGGUUUUAAAGAUGAGUAACUGGAAAUGUUGAUCUGUUAGAAAUUUUUCUUCCAAAUAUUUCAAAUCUUUUUCUUGUGUGUAUUUGAAUGGCCUGCAGGGAGAAUUUUCUUGUGUGCAGACAGGAACUAGACCACUUGUUGAACAGCUUUUAUUCUUCAUGUUUCACAUGGCAUAGAAUAUGGAACUAUUCCAAUACUUUAUCUGCUUAUGCUGCUUAACAUAAAGUGGAGUGAUUGGAGAGUUCUUUUAUUAUGAAAUACAAGCGUCUUAAAACAUCUGUACACAUCGAUCCUAAAAAAAAGUAAAACUCAAUUUGUUACAUAUUUGGCAGAAGAAAAAAUAAUUUUGAGGUGUGAUGAACAUUCUUUUCAGCGAUGUGUUCAGUAACACCAUUGCUAAAUGCUUUUGGUGGUGUGUUGCAAAUUUGGCUGUUUACAUCACCUGUGUUUUUACUUAAAAAGUACAGACCAGUCUCUUCCCAUUUGCCAAAGAUCAUCAGUUAAUUUUUGGUGCAGGAUUAGCAGUGGUAAUAUAUGCAAAAUUAUCACCGUUUGCUGCUACAAGUAGCAGCAAUUUCUGAAAUCCUGCCCAUUGUUUUGAUUGUAUAUUAGCACCUUACUGGAUCAAAAUUCUGAAAGUCCGAGUGUAACAGCAUUAUUGAAGUAACUUCACCACAAGUGGCCACUGUUCCAGCAGAAGACCUAGCACCACUACUUUGGAACAAUGGAUAGAUUGAAAAUGCUGACCUAGCCAGCAUUUGUAAAUUGAUUUUUAAAAAGUUCACAAGUCCCUAAUGUCUAUGGAUAUGUACUAGAAGAGACGACCCGUUGAGAUGUUUUGUAAAUCUGUGUCUACUAUAUUGAUCUCCUUCACAGAACUGAUUUCAACUUUCCCCAACCCUUUGUGUGCAGUGAAUUGUAACAUUUCGUUUUUGGCAAAGGUCUAAUGAGCUUUGCAUACUUCAAAUUCACUGAAAUUUUUAAGUUUGUUUUAACCAAAUGCUGAUAUGGAAGUCGUUGAAUAGUCAUGUGAACAUCAAACAUAUAUCCACGUUGAGUGAUGUCUUGAUUGAGGGAAGUCCAUUGAACUUGCACCUUUUGUAAACUGCUGAAUCUAGGAUUUUAUGCACUGUAUAUUUUUAAAUAAAGAUCUUGAGUACUUCAAA
Molecule: messenger RNA, 5388 nt
Organism: Rhincodon typus (whale shark)
Lineage: Eukaryota; Metazoa; Chordata; Chondrichthyes; Orectolobiformes; Rhincodontidae
Product: abhydrolase domain containing 12, lysophospholipase
Exons: 14
Coding region: 154-1320 (388 amino acids)
Biological process (GO): phosphatidylserine catabolic process; monoacylglycerol catabolic process
Cellular component (GO): endoplasmic reticulum membrane
Molecular function (GO): monoacylglycerol lipase activity; phosphatidylcholine lysophospholipase A1 activity
Source: RefSeq, a predicted model, not a curated record